AUGACAAGAGUUCUAGUGUACAGCACCACGCUCGUCGCGUUCGUGGCAGCAACGGCCAUGACCUUUGCUGCCAUUUUCAUACCGGACUGGGUUACAUGGGACGUGACAACCCAAUUGGGCGCUCACAAUACGAGGAUAAUAGGUCUCCAUCGAAGCUGUACCACCACGCCACUUGAGAGCAGAUGCGUACAUUUCCCACAAAAACAAGACUGCGAUGGCGAUGAUCGGUACUUUUGUUCUAUGUGGAGGAGCGUGGGCUUCUUGAUGAGUUUUGCCGCUGUGUUUGAGCUAGUUACCAUUGUGGCUUAUUGCGUGGUGAUUGUGGGCGGAAAGCAGAAGAGGGAAAUUGGUUGGAAGGUCUUGGCUUUUAUGCUGAUGCUUGUGGGAAUCGUACAGUGCGCUGCAAUGGCUAUCGUGGCAUACCUUUACGACAAUGAUGACCGAUUUUUCGUGGGCUGGAAACUGGACAAGGCUUGGAUUCUUUGCACAGUCUCCUGGUGCAUAGCGGUGAUAUCUGCGGCCUUCCUAUCCCUGUCGGCUUAUGCUUUCUCGCCAGAGGGUGGUUACGAACUUAUACCCAGUGAACGACAUGUGGAUAAUUGA
Molecule: messenger RNA, 603 nt
Organism: Lachnellula hyalina
Lineage: Eukaryota; Fungi; Ascomycota; Leotiomycetes; Helotiales; Lachnaceae
Exons: 3
Coding region: 1-603 (200 amino acids)
Source: RefSeq, a predicted model, not a curated record